Molecule: messenger RNA, 1973 nt
Organism: Aspergillus alliaceus
Lineage: Eukaryota; Fungi; Ascomycota; Eurotiomycetes; Eurotiales; Aspergillaceae
Exons: 1
Coding region: 1-1887 (628 amino acids)
Source: RefSeq, a predicted model, not a curated record
AUGCAUGUCAUUGCACGUACCACAGCUUUUCUAGGUACAAUUUCCAUCGUUGCCGGAGCGCCCCAUGUUAACAGAGACACCAGUCGGCAGGUUUUAAAGCCUCCUUCACCAGAACCUAUCGUUAUCACUGAACUACCCUUGCCUCCUGUUGCCGAUAAUACAGAGGGCUCAUGUACACACAAAACUGGAUGUCUUCAAAAGUACUCCCAGAUCCAGAGUGGAAAUUUUCUUCCUGAUAACAACCAUGUGCUUGUCAGCUUGAACUUCUCCGGAGCGCCGGCAGCUCCCAAUCCUGCUAGCAUCUACAACGGUACCCAUUUGGCUCUGAUCAAGGCCGAUGGGACCAAGUUCCCAAGCGGCGAUCCAUGGAAGUGUGUCACCUGCGGUGUCCCGGAAGAAAACAAGGUCGGCAGCACCGAGCUGUCUCCGUAUCCCCAGGCUUUCCUAGAUGGUAAACGGGCCCUGAUCGGGACGAACAUCGUUGAUUGCGGCUCGGCGCUACUCUCCAGUCCUGAAUGCACUCCAAACAAGGUGCAUAUAUACCCAAUCCGCUGGAAUAACAAAGCCGAUGGCUCCGGGCUUGGGGGAGAUAUACGAGAACUACGCCUACACCCUGACAAUGUGCAUCUGGGGUUCAACUCCUUCACUUUCUCCAAUGGUGAAUUAGGUCAGUUCGCCUACUUCAGCCGACUGGAGUUUAAUCCAUCGCCGACGACUGGCGAACCUCGCUCUGCACGGUACGAUCUGGUCAAAGUUACUAGGCUCUAUGACCCAGACAGCCCACAGCCUAUCAGCGUUAAGGGCGAUCAACUCUUUGUCAACCGGUCGGCCAUCGCCGUCGGAGAACUGCGAGGAUUCACCGGACGUGGUCAAGAGGUCACGUAUAUCGGAAGCUCUGUAGAGUCAUGCAACAUCGAUGUAUUCGCCGCCGACCUUACAACAGGAAAAGUCCGUCGGAUUACUGAUCACCCCGAGUACGUCGAUCCCAUUGAUGUCUCUCCCGACGGCAAGUGGCAAGUCAUCCUCGAUACCCGAGGAACUGGUCGGCAGAUGUUCAUGGCUGGAAUGCGCGGCAUACCGCCAAUUAUCGAUCUGAUCGCUGCCACGGUCGUGUCUUCCACUCGCAACAAUGGCCCUCGCCGAUUCUUCCGCCCCUGGCUUCUGGACCACGAUGGCGAUCGAGGUGACUACUACGGCCAGCAAAUCAACGGUGCCGGUGACGGAAGCCCAGGAAGCAUCAACGAUCCCAAUUGGAAUGCUGGAGCAGACCCAAAGUGGUCUCACGAUGGCACUCGCAUCGCAUACUUUGAAAACCUCGUCGUUUCGCCCUCUUGUGGCGGCCAGAAUCCUCUUCCCUGUCCGGAAUCCACUGAGCCUGGUGGUCGUGUCACUCGUUUGAUGCUUGCUCAGCUCACAAGCCGUGAACCGCUUGACCUGGAGCCGGUUGCCCCGGUCUCUGAUGAAGUUCCCUGGGGUGUCCCGUAUGUGCCUGAAAGCGCGAAUCCUGGCCGUCUUGUUCUAGCCGAAGGAAAUUAUACUCUCAAGGGAGAGGUGUCAGGUUUGGCCUCUAUAGCAAUCAUUCACGAUAAGGCCAAUUCAGCAGGUAUCAAGACCAUCGCAGUCAGCUAUCGCAACUAUUCUGACGAUGGCCUACAUACUAUCGACGGGUCUGAGAGGUUCACCAAUACAGUAACAUCCGCGACGAUAAGCCAUGUGGACUGGUUUUCCGAACUCACGUCUACUGGUCAGGUUACUGCAAGCAAGAAGACUGGCCCCGGUGGGUUCCAGUUGGAGAUCGAUGCCAUGACUAAUAUCUUCAAUGCAAAUGGGACCUUGACGACCACUAUUGACGGCAAAGUUUGGAAGCAACCUGCGAACGGAACCUAGGGAGUGCUCAUUUCCACCAAAUACCAUGGUAUUAACAUCUGGUGAACAAUAGCGAAACAUCUCAUCUCAGGGACGGGCGAGCUUGC